Bufo bufo (common toad) is the source of this 1254-nucleotide messenger RNA. RefSeq lists its product as uncharacterized. Bases 110 to 940 code for a protein of 276 amino acids. Lineage: Eukaryota; Metazoa; Chordata; Amphibia; Anura; Bufonidae. The transcript has 9 exons. The record is from RefSeq and is a predicted model, not a curated record.
AACUAUAUUAUAGCUGCUUUUCUCACUCCUUGGCCAGUACAUUGACACCUCCACUCAGCAAGCCUAACUUGUCUCCUUCAUCUGUGCAAAUUCAGGUCUCUACACAAAAAUGUGGAAAAUAUUAUAUUUAACUGUUAUUGCAGUCUUCAUCCUAGUGAUCAAUGGUCAGGACUAUGACAUUGAGAAAAUGGAAAAAUGUCCAUGUGCAAAUGAUGUCAUCGGAGCCUUUUUAGAGUCUGUGAACAAAAAUGAUCUUGAAGUUGACAAUGGGCAAAAACUAAAAUUAAGAUUAUGGCAACAAAGAAAUGACAACUGCACAGCUCAUGUUCUGAAUAAGUCCCCAAAGCCUGGACAAAUAGAAAUCAGUAUGGUGUAUCAUGGAAGUGUACAUACUGAAGAACAGGGUCAGGGUCAAGAUGUUGGAGACCAGAAUGGAGGAGUAGAUAUUGGACAACAGCAGGGAGUGGAUUUUGGCCAACCGCAAGAAAUGGACAAUGGACAACAGCAAGAAAUGGACAAUGGACAACAGCAAGGAGCCUAUAACGGACAACAGGAAGAAGCCUAUAACGGACAACAGCAAGGAGCUGAAAAUACUGGAUUAUUGGAAGACAAAGAUAUUGAACAACUACUAGCAAAUACAUAUUUAGAACAAUUGCAGCAAAGUAUGAGCCUACUGCAACAAAUUAUGGAUGUUGGACAAGAGCAAGCAGGUGUAGAUACUGAACAAGAACAGUCACAGCUAUUGAAUGGCUUAGGAAAUGGGAGUGAGAACGAUGACUAUUCAGCUGAGUUUAUAUUUACAGUGGAUGUGAAUACAGGAAAACUCACUGAUUCUACAAGAUCUAUGACAGGUGAAAAAAGAAGAAAGCGGGAGAUCAUGCCCUUUGAGACAGUUAUAAUCUCGAUAACGGUUAAAUAUGGAGAAGAAGCAACAUUCUGAUGUUGGUGCAAGCAACGAUCAGAUAAAACUUCUGUUAAGAAAUGCACUGGAUGAUUAUUGGCUAAAAAUGACCUUUUGCUUACUUGACGUUCAACAAUAAGCCAAUGAAAAUCAAGUUUGAUGUAAAAAAAAAUACAAAAAACUGUCUGGAACUGCAAAUCCCUUCAUAUUGAACACCUUAAACCCUAAACAUCCGAUUUAUGAGUUUGUGAAUCAAUCUCUACACCCCUCUAUUCCCGCCUAAACCAUUCCUACUUUAUAAAGGGACUUUGUGCUUAUUGAAUAAAACAUAGAAUAAAUGAAUAUUCACAUCA